GUCACACGGGUUGCCCAAUAAAUGUUGGUCAUCAUGACCAAAAUCGUUCCGGAAAUCCACAAAACAUUGUACGAUGAAGGUGUGAGGAAACGUGAUAACCGGCUGUUCUUUUGGCCUCCCACAUCGCAAAGGCAAGCGUGGACCAGACUCCAAGCAGAUAUCCAAAUACCUACACAGCUCGGAAGUGACCUUUUGUAAGAUGAUUCCCUGAAUAAGACUUGUAGCUCGAGAUUGUCCCCAUGAGAUACAGAACUCCAGAAAUUGCCUCUGAGAUUGCAAUGACCAUACAACGAUUUGGAACUAAGUAAGGUGUCCCUCUGGAAUGCUGUGGAUAGACUCGACGGAUAAGUCUGUAAUGCCGUUCCCGUGCUGCAGGUCCCUUGAAUAAUGGUAUUACCAUUAUUGAUAUACAACUCAGUAUGAUUAUACCCCGCAUGACAGCAAGUAGGAUCAAGAUUUUGAGGGCCCAGCAAGGAAACUGUGGCAUCGACACAUCUUUUAUGAAUUGCAGUUGAAUCCUGAACGGAUUCACUUGAAUGGGCUGUCCUGAAGCACCGAUCUGUUGUGGAGCAGUUUGCGACAUGGGUGGAGUGAGGUGGAGUGUAUACUUGAGUGGAGAAUUAAAGAGACAAAGG
Messenger RNA from Melampsora larici-populina 98AG31, 635 nucleotides. RefSeq lists its product as uncharacterized. NCBI's taxonomy places the organism in Eukaryota, Fungi, Basidiomycota, Pucciniomycetes, Pucciniales, Melampsoraceae. The transcript has 7 exons. The record is from RefSeq and is a predicted model, not a curated record. The coding region runs from base 34 to 198 and encodes 54 amino acids.